This is a messenger RNA of Epinephelus moara (kelp grouper), 1747 nucleotides long. RefSeq names its product putative gonadotropin-releasing hormone II receptor. Gene Ontology annotation, cellular component: membrane. Gene Ontology annotation, biological process: G protein-coupled receptor signaling pathway. NCBI's taxonomy places the organism in Eukaryota, Metazoa, Chordata, Actinopteri, Perciformes, Serranidae. Bases 246 to 1523 code for a protein of 425 amino acids. The record is from RefSeq and is a predicted model, not a curated record. The transcript is spliced from 4 exons. Gene Ontology annotation, molecular function: gonadotropin-releasing hormone receptor activity; peptide binding.
CAGAGCUGAGCAGCUGGGGUAGGUGUCGGUAGGCUAAUCCAGCUGCUUUGAAAACUUGUGCAACCUUUAGAUGUAGAACAAACGGGCACUCACACAGACGAGGCUUCUGUGCUGCUGUCAUGUUUAAAUAUUUGGGGUCCCAGAGGUGCGCACAAGGCUGAACCCACGGUCCUCUCCGCUGCACAAGAAGCACUGAUCUUCAUGGUGAAUGAGCAGAAUGUUGCUUCCUCUGCGAGCCUCAGAAAAUGAACGCCACUCUGUGUGACUCUACAGUGACCAUGUAUCACCUGACAACAGACCACCAACUUAACGCCAGCUGCAACUGCUCCCCGCCCUCCUCCAACUGGACAGUGGUGGAUGAAGCCCCGCAGCUGCCCACGUUCACCACAGCAGCCAAAGUCAGAGUGAUUAUUACCUGCAUCCUCUGCGGCAUAUCGGCCUUUUGCAACCUGGCUGUGCUAUGGGCGGCGCACAGCGAUGGGAAACGCAAAUCCCACGUCAGGGUGCUGAUAAUUAACCUGACGGUGGCCGAUCUGCUGGUGACCUUCAUCGUGAUGCCUGUGGACGCCGUGUGGAACAUCACGGUCCAGUGGCUCGCGGGGGACUUCGCCUGCAGGCUGCUGAUGUUUCUGAAGCUGCAGGCGAUGUACUCCUGCGCCUUUGUCACCAUGGUGAUCAGCCUGGAUAGGCAGUCAGCCAUCCUCAACCCUCUGGCUAUCAGUAAAGCCAGAAAGAGGAACAGGGUUAUGCUGACCGUGGCGUGGGGCAUGAGUGUCCUGCUGUCUGUCCCUCAGCUGUUCCUGUUCCACAAUGUGACCAUCAUCCAUCCUGAGGACUUCACUCAGUGCACCACACGUGGAAGUUUUGUCACUCACUGGCAUGAAACAGCCUACAACAUGUUCACGUUCUCCUGCCUGUUCCUGCUGCCUCUGGUCAUCAUGAUCACCUGCUACACCAGGAUCUUCUGUGAGAUUUCCAAACGACUGAAAAAGGACAACUUGCGCUCCAAUGAAGUGCAUUUGCGGUGUUCGAAGAACAACAUCCCCAGAGCCCGGAUGAGAACGCUGAAAAUGAGUAUUGUGAUCGUCUCGUCUUUCAUUAUCUGCUGGACUCCAUAUUACCUCCUGGGCCUGUGGUACUGGUUCUUCCCCAGUGACCUGGAGGGGAAGGUCUCCCACUCACUGACCCACAUCCUGUUCAUCUUUGGGCUCCUCAACGCCUGCCUGGACCCAGUCAUCUACGGCCUGUUCACCAUUCACUUCCGAAAGGGGCUGCGGAGGUUUUACUGCAAUGCCACCGUGGCGUCCGAUCUGGACAACACGGUUUUAACUGGAUCUUUCACUUGUGCUGCCAACUCUUUGCCAAUGAAAAGAGAGCUGAGCCGUACCAGCCAGGAGAGGUUCAUCCUGUGUAGUGAUGACCACAGCAAAGCAGAGUCCAUGUCACCAAGGAGCAGCUUUUUAACAGCAGACAACGAUACAGAGAGAGAUCCAAACCAGUCCAGCCCUGAGAGCAUCAUGUGAGGAGAGUACGUGGUGGAGACUCUCUGACCGUUUCUACUAAUUUAAUUUAUUCAGUGUCUAUCUUGUGUGGGGUCCAGAAUUCCUUGACAUUUCUAUGUCAAUUUGACUAACAUGCCUCCGUAUAAAACGCAAAGGCCAAAAAUCCUAACUGCUGUUGGUUGGAAAACACAGAACUUUGUAUUUUCUUGAAGAGGGGAAGUUUUGUAAAAUAAAUACCUAGAACA